This is a messenger RNA of Athalia rosae (coleseed sawfly), 2894 nucleotides long. RefSeq names its product corticotropin-releasing factor-binding protein (gene crh-BP). Bases 1401 to 2432 code for a protein of 343 amino acids. The transcript is spliced from 10 exons. Lineage: Eukaryota; Metazoa; Arthropoda; Insecta; Hymenoptera; Athaliidae. Gene Ontology annotation, molecular function: corticotropin-releasing hormone binding. Gene Ontology annotation, biological process: negative regulation of corticotropin secretion; hormone-mediated signaling pathway; negative regulation of corticotropin-releasing hormone receptor activity. The record is from RefSeq and is a predicted model, not a curated record.
CAUCUUCAGAUGGAAGUAUUUUGUCAAACGAUGUACAACAGAUCUAGGUGUUCGAGGUAUUUAUUAACCAAUUAAUUCAUUCAUUCAUCACCCGAAGUUCAUAAUCUCGUUCCCCGAUAGACUUUGAUUCACGGAAUACAGCGAUUUGGUGGUAUUACAUCUUUUGACGUCGAGGGAACGUUUAUCAACAAUCACAAGAAUUCGAGCGAAACAACGUAAUGUUUCAUCGCGCAGCAAACCUCCGAAAAUGGAUAAAUUCUAAAGGAAUUCUCUGAAAUUCGAUUAAGAUGGAUGAAUCGUUCGUUCUUCUGACCGUAAACUCAUGGGACAUAUUGAUGCUGUCUUGGAAAUGGAAUUAUAAUUUCUGCACCACCGACGAUCAGUUCUGCCGAAUCUCGAUGAUGAUACUUGUGUAAUCGCACCAGACGUAUGCCGCUGAGAAGAGGCAAUUGUAUCUCGCUAAGGUCCGCCUGCAAUAUUAUUAUUCGUAGAAGAUUCAGUUGCACGAUUAUAUAAAUUACGGAAAACUGGGAGAAUUGCUCUACCCGUGUCUCACGGGAGUAAUAACAACAUCACCAACAACGACAACAGCAAUAAUAUUAUAAUUAACGGACGUGAGAUUAAACAACGGAAUGCUGCAGUUGAGUAAACUAAUUGAACUCGAACAUAAAUUCAUUAUAUAAACCUUCCGAUAAACAGGUAUUUACAAAUUGCAAUUAAUUGGGCUCUAGUUAAAUGCCAAAAUACAGGGUGUCCUUUUUUUUUUCAUAUCUUAAGCCCAUGAAAUAGUGACAGUGACCAUAUCGCACCUCAGUGUAAAAACGAUGUGACUGAUUUAUAUUGUUACAACUUUUUCGGUGUACUUUUUUUUUUCUCGAAUCGUUCGAAAAACUAUACACAGUGGAGAAUAAAAAUCUGUCGACAGAAAUAUCAGGUACAAAAAACACCACUGAUUAAUAAUAGCACUUUGAGGAUUGAAGAAAAAAAGAAAGUGACAUUGAAAGUGUAUUCGAACGGGGUGCAGUCGAAGGUUGUGUAAGGACGGACGCCUAUACGGUGGCGUAGGUUUCGGGGAAUGCGCAGGGAGGACAGCAGCUGAGGGUUACGCGGGCUAUAAGAGGGACGCCGAGCGUCGCGACGCCACAGAGGCUUCUGCUGUCUCCGGUCACUGCAGAUUAUCAAUUUUUACCGUCUCUGAUUCAUUUCUUCUCCCAAAAACUGUCACAGAGGAGAAACGAGAGCGGAGAAGAAAAAAGCAGGAGACGAAUCGAAGGGAAAAAAUAAAUUAAACGAAACCAUCGCACGCCGCUCGAGAGCUUCUUGUCAAAAUUCAAAGGACACAACCGAAAACGAGAUUGAAAUUGAAUAACGAGGAAAAAAAAUUAUCAAAAUUCUCCAGGAUGUUCUCCAAUCCUUCGUCAUGGAUUCCGGCGCACUUCUACACCCUGUCCGUAACACUCGUUGGUCUAAUUGUCACUCUAACUUCUGCUACCAGCCCCGAUCUCACUCCUCGACUCGAGCAACAGUUACCAAUCGUACCGGAUGUUCAAUCGGAGAUCGCGUCCGAUCCAUUUCUUCUCGAGGACCACCACGGGCCUAGAGAAUCACGUGCUGCGGUCCACUUUAUCUCAGAUUGCAUGCACGUUACAUCGGAAGGUGGUCAUUUCGUUUACAAAUCAUCUUCAAACGAUCAAACGGUUUGCGGUGUAUUUUUCCUGACCGAUCCCGACCGCAGAGUCGAACUUCAUUUCACUUACUUGGACGUACCUUGCGAACGAGGCGGUCUUGUUUCCUUUGUCGACGGAUGGGAGUUGAACGGCGAGGUGUUUCCGAGUGCAGCGGAUCAUCCCUUAGCCCUGGACGAAAGGGUUUCGGAAUUUUGUGGUAGACGGGUAAAAAAGGUAUUUUUGAGUUCGCAAAAUGCCGGAUUGAUUCAAUAUCGAAUUCCUCAACGCGGACGAGGUUUCAGCGUAAUGGUGCGUUACCCAAAAAAUCCCACUCCCUGUAACGUAUUGGUAGACAGCAUGUCGGAUUUAUUCACUCUACGGAAUUAUGGACGUCGUGUGAAUUGCACCUUGAGUGCUAUGUACCCGGCAGCGGUGAGGGUGAUUGCUCUUGGAGUCGGUAUCGCGAGUCCCCGAGGUGCCAAUCGGGAAAUGGAAACGGGAACGGUGCACAAGUGCGACAAACGAGGGCUACAGGAUCACGUUCAAAUUGGAGGAAGCGAUGGACUCGAUUCGACGAAUUUGGUCCUUCUCGACUCGAUUUGCGGUGUGAAUUCCAAGCCAGAGGACAUCGAGAACGUAAUGGGCUGCGGUGUAACGUCGGUGAGGUUGGUAUCCAGUGGUCUUUUCGACAAUUCCGUUACGGUCGCUGUGCGUCCGGCAAAUGAAAACGACAUUCUUGACGCCAAUUUAAUUUGCGGUAUUUGAAGUUACUACGCAACGGUUUCUCCAAGAAUGAGAAUCCUUCGAUGCACGGAGAUGCAGACUAGAAUUAUAUUUUUUCAUUUCAGAUUCUUAAAGUGUUAACUAUACAUUCCACGUUUCAAGAUUUUUGAGAUACUGAUAAUUGAGAAGGAAGAACGAAGAAAAAAACAAUUCCAGAAAACGGUGUAAUUUUUUUAAUUCUUUUCGUUUCUAUUAAAAAUUUGUUCGCGAUUAAUAUCCCCUGAAUCUCUUGUGCCACGUAUAAGUAUACGAUCAGAUGACUAGGUUUUCGCUAAGAAAAAGAAAUUAUGUACAUGCUGUUACCACACCUAUAUCGUGCAAUUGCGUAAAUUUUGGAAAAAUUGUCCUGUAAGUCUUCUUGUUUUUGUUAUACAUUUGAACUUUGUCAAAGGUAUACAUAAUUAUGAAAAGUUUUACCGAUAAUAAAUUUAUUGUAGCAUAUCA